Ambispora gerdemannii is the source of this 213-nucleotide messenger RNA. The record is from the annotation of a GenBank genome assembly. NCBI's taxonomy places the organism in Eukaryota, Fungi, Glomeromycota, Glomeromycetes, Archaeosporales, Ambisporaceae.
AUGAAUACUCAAGAAUGUUCAUCUACAAAAGAUACACCAUUUCGUCUUGUUUUUGGUCAAAAUCCUGCGGGUGAUUGUCAAUUAAUUGAUCUACUUUAUAAAGCAGAAAUUGAUAAUGAAGAUAAUAUUCCUGAAGAAGAUAUUGAAAUUGUAGUUAAUUCACUUUCUGAAUAUGAAGAAUCAGAUCAAAACUGUGAUGAAAAUAAUAUACAG